AUGACUAGGAGGAGCACAGAAGUAUUUCUACAUACAACCGAAGCGAGCCACGAUCCGACUCCGGUAUCGACCGCAGCGAACUGCGACAACGGGUUCGGCAACACGAUCAACGUGAUGCGCAUUGUCACCCAAUGCGACCGCGCGGGCUUAGCAGGGAUCCAGGCCGCCGUGGAAGCGCGGACGGAUCCCGACUUCGUGGUCAUCGCCCGCACGGAGGCGUUCAUUGCUGGGCGGACAAAGCGCGAAGCCCUGGAGCGCGCGCGGGCGUACGCAGACGCGGGCGCCGACGCCGUGCUCGUGCAUUCCAAGUCGGACUCGUUCGAGGAGUUGAGGGAGUUUGCGGCGGCGUGGGACCGCUCGUCGUCUUGUGUUCUCGUUGCGGUUCCGACGACCUAUGAGGGUAUCUCGGCGGGUGAGCUGUUUGAUUCCGGGUUCAAGGUGGUUAUAUUCGCGAACCAGGCGCUUCGAGCUGCGGUGAGGGCUAUGCAGGAUGCGAUGGUGGUUCUUCGGAGGGAGAUGCGUCGUUGUCGGAGAUUUAUGGGCUUGUUGGGGUUAAAGAGCUGA
Molecule: messenger RNA, 564 nt
Organism: Aspergillus aculeatus ATCC 16872
Lineage: Eukaryota; Fungi; Ascomycota; Eurotiomycetes; Eurotiales; Aspergillaceae
Exons: 3
Coding region: 1-564 (187 amino acids)
Molecular function (GO): catalytic activity
Source: RefSeq, a predicted model, not a curated record